Pogona vitticeps (central bearded dragon) is the source of this 2080-nucleotide messenger RNA. It is a transcript of the gene GATD1, whose product is annotated as glutamine amidotransferase class 1 domain containing 1. Lineage: Eukaryota; Metazoa; Chordata; Lepidosauria; Squamata; Agamidae. Gene Ontology annotation, molecular function: glyoxalase III activity. The record is from RefSeq and is a predicted model, not a curated record. Gene Ontology annotation, cellular component: cytoplasm.
GCCUCUCAGCGACCUGGGCGGAGCGAGGCGUUGCCCUCUAGGCGCGGCGGGAGACCUCGUUUCCGGGCAGCCCCAGAAGCGCAUGAAAAGAUACCCGCCGGCUUCCUCUGUCACGGGGGCCCCCUCCGCGGCCAUGUCGGAGAGGCUCGCUAAACCGACGUGCCUCAUGGUGGCCAGUGCGGCGACUGCAGGUGUCUCUGCUGAUUCCUUCUUUCACUCAUUUACACUGGCAAGCUCUGCCUUCAAUCUACAGGUUGCUACCCCAGGGGGAAAGUCAAUUGAUUUCACUGGGAUUACUGAGGCAAACAUGCGUUGGAUCCAGGACUUCCGUAUGAAGUCCUAUGCAAAUCCUGCCAAGCUAGAAUCAACUGAUGGUGCCAGAUACCAUGCUCUCUUGAUUCCUGACUGCCCUGGUGCUGUGACAGAUCUGGCAAACAGUGGUUAUUUGGCUAGAAUACUACAGCAUUUCAGCUCUGAGAAUAAGCCUAUUUGUGCUAUUGGACAUGGAGUUGCUGCCUUGUGUUGUGCGACAAAUGAGGAUAAAUCCUGGGUAUUCCAAGAAUACAGCCUAACAGGGCCUUCUGUAUAUGAACUGAUAAGGUUAACUAGUUUUGCUAGUUUACCCAUCAUUGUUGAGGACUUCGCAAAAGAUUCAGGAGCGUCUUUUAGUGCCAGUAAAGCAGAUGCAAUACAUGUGGUGCUGGACAGACACCUUGUUACGGGACAGAAUGAAAAUUCUACACUUGCAGCUGUACAGAAUCUUAUUUUUCUCUGCAAUGGCAGCAGAAAAUGAAGUCUAAUAAUGAGAUGAAUACUGAAAACGUCUUCAGCUUGGGUGACACCUGAAUGUUCAUGUGUGAACCUGUGAAUAUCCUGUCAACUUGUGGAAGAGAAAACCAGGAUUCUUUAGAGAUGGGAUUCUAAGUCUUGUGAAGAGCAUUGUGAACUGUUGAAACUUGAAACAAUAUAACCUUAAUGUUUUUCCAUAGUUUAAAAAACUACACUCACUUUUCUAGAUCCUAAAGUCUGAUUAAGUCAAGAGAGGAAACAAUGAUUGUCAGCAAGCCUGCUCAGGCCUGAAUUUUACUUUAAUGCCCCACUAUCCCUCAAUAGAAAGUGAAAGCAGAAGCUUUCAAAUUAAUCAAAAGUUCCUCUAAAAUCCAAACUUGUUUAAACCAGUGUUGUGCAGAUCUAAAGCUUGCACAAUCUAUACUGAGUCUACUUGGAAUACCAUCAUCCGCCAGCUAAAGCCCAGUGCAAGAAUUAAGUAAAUCAGAGCACAAAUAAAACGCAGCUGAGUCUUAUUGCAGUACAUAAAGGAACACUCACAAUCACCCUGUGUUUUUUUACGUCACUAUAAUUUAGAGUGAAAAGAGAUUAUGUGGCUGUAGUGUUAAUAUAAGUAGGAGUGAGACAUGCUUGUAGAUCUAUUACCCAUGACUCAAAAUGAUCUACUUUAUACUCAUCCUUAGUAUAAACCACGGUUAACUAGGUUAAUUGCACCUAAACUAGGCCUUUCAAAUUCAUAUUUAUGACAAUCAAUUAUACAUGCAGUAAUCUAACAUAUCAAGAAAACAAGCCUAUGAAAUCAUUUGAUUCCAUGCUAUUUUCAUAUCGUUCAACUGAAUUUCAAACUUUGUAAUUAGUGCAGAACUGAAUUUACUUGGAAAUCUAUGUAAGCUUCAGUCCAAUGAAGUGUGAAAUUACUGAGAAAUCAUGCAAACUGAUUUUCUUUUAAAGGAAACCAAACAGUUGAAAACGUAACUGUGAGGUUGGCUGGGUUAAUGGUUUAAAUAUGUUGUUUAAAAGAUAUCUAAUCUAUUGCAUGUGACUGGUCAUUGUUCCAUUGUAAUUAGUCUGUUUCUAAGAAUUGUAGCAGCUGUUGGACCAAUUUUACUUCAUCUUUUAUCAAACAAACUUUGUGUAUCCUUUCCCCAGAGAUGAACAAAGUGAAUGCACUACACUAUGCAUACUUUUGCUAUGUAAUUAUCUGAUUUGCUUUUAUAAAAUAUUUGGCAAGAUAAAGGUUUCUUACUGAUACAUUAACUGUAUUCAAGAUUAAUAAUGGUGGAAACUGAGA